GCUAUUGCUUAGGGCGGCUAUAUAAAUGCGCGUCGCAGUGAAGUACACAUCGCAGCGCGGUACUGUACCGUACUUCACUUCACAAGCAACUUCACCACAGUAAACUGUUGAGAUUUUGAAAGGAAACCACGGACACCGAAAAAUUGUUAAAACUUUACAGGAACAACUUUUCACUGGUGAAGCCAACGCUGGAACUAUGGACGAUUUAGACGCUUUGUUGGCGGACCUGGAAUCCACGACAUCCCACAUCUCCAAGCAUCCUGUGUUCCUAUCUGAGGAGACGCCCUACUCUUUCCCCACUGGGGGAAACUCUUACCAGGAUGUGUCAGUCCCUCCCCCGGUGCCGCCCCCUCCCUCUGCUGAGGCUCUGAAUGGUUCUGUGAUCGACUCCCCUGACUCCCUCCACUCCUCCAAACAGUCCUUGGGUUCAGCUCCAAAGAGAUCAUGGUCCAGGGGCAGUAGCAGCCCGCCCCUGUCCCACAUUGAAGAGGACCACGUCUACAGUUUCCCCAACAAACAGAAGUCUGCUGACCCAUCUGCGGCUGCCAUGAGCUCAAUGCUAGGCAGUAACCUGUCAGAGCUAGACAGGCUGCUCCUGGAGCUCAAUGCUGUCCAGCAGAACUCUCCCUCUUUCCCCACCACAGAGGAAACCGCCCCACCCCUGCCAUCCUGCAGCAUUACCAACUAUGUGCAGCAGAACGGGGGGCACGCUGACAUCAUGGUGAGCCCUCCCGUUCAGGAGAAGCCCAAACAGAAUGGGACCAGGGUGGUGGAGGAUGGCCGGCCCACAGUGGAGAGUCUGCUGGAUGAGCUGGAGGGUUCUGUACCCAAUCCCAGCCCCUCUGUCCUUCACAGUGAGUUGGACUCCUCCUCUCAGCAGCAGGCCAGAAUCUCAGCAUCCUGUGCUACACGCGAGCUUGACGAGCUCAUGGCCUCCCUGUCCGACUUCAAGCCUGUUCUUGGCUCCUUCGGGUCUAUGAACUUUGAUCCCCAGCUGGAUCAGGCAGAAACCUCCCCCAGCAGCACUCUGAAGGUCCAUCCACGUACCCCCUCCCCUGCUGCAGCUGCAGCUGCCCCCUCCCCCCUUCUCCCCUCCCAACCUGCCUGUGACUCCCCUCUCUUCUCUCUGCCUGCCUGGGAGCUGCACAUAGAGGAGGAAGGUAGGGGGGCAGUGUCCCCUCCACAUCCCUCAUUAUCAAACCCUCCCCCAGCAACUGUAACCUCCCAGAGCCCUCUGUCCUUUGCAAAGAGUGACCCAGAACCAGAAGUCUUCAUCGACAUCUCUCCCACCAUGCUGUCCUCUCAUCAGAAGUCCUUGGUAGUCCUCAACCACUCCAAACCUUCACCUAGCACAUACCCCAGUCCUCCCAAUGCUGCUAAACCAUCACUCACCUCAGCCAGCACCACCCUGGACCAGAACCCCUUAAAAUUCCCUAGUCCCUCUAUAGAAUGUGGCAUAACUCUCUCUGUUACCAAAAGCCCCAGUCCCCUAACUGACAUGGAUCUAAGUUUAUCUACUCAAACUACUACUAAGAGCCUUAGUCCUGUUCCUUUCUCUAACUCCAAGUCCCCUUUACCUCUCUCAGCUUCUGUCACCAAGUCCCCUACUCCUCUCACUUCUUCUAAAGCCCCCUCACCAUCUCUGGUCACGUAUCCCAAGGCUCCCUCUCCCCCAGCUCUCACUAGCCCCAAGAUCUCCAGGAGAGUGCUGGAGCCAGUCCCUGUAGCUGAGCCCUCUCUGGAUGAAGUCCUGGAUAAGCUGCUGGCCAUGAGUUUCACCAAGAUGGAGAAUGAUAGAGUCCCUAUGGAGGCACCUUGGCUGAAGAGGGAGGUGGUGCAUGAAGAGUGCAUCAUGCCCUUAGCCAGAAGGGAGGUGCAGCCGGACACCACCGGGAGUACCCGGGACGGGGCAAGUACCCAUGAAGGGACAAUUACCCGCGAUGGGUCAGUAAUGAGUGGACACAUAGAUGGGCACAGGGAGCUCAUGGACUGGGCUGAUGUGGAGCUGAACAUGUGUCUCCAAGAUGGACUGGAUGGUAGUAUGACUCCUAAUACAGAGAGACCUUAUACAGAUGGGAGCAUGACCCCGAUGACUGAGGCCAGCUGGAUGGAUGAGUCCCUGGAUGGCUCCUCCUGUCCUGGGACUCCUGAUGCUUCCCUGGACCUGCCUCUGCUGCAGCAUGUCACCGUGGACAGGGUCUCGGCAUCUGGACAUCUUAAAUCAGUGAUUAGGCGCACCAAGGGAGACCCCCAACGUGCACCCCAUGUACCGAGAGAUUCACCCCCGGAGGGGGCGGGUGGGCCCCAUCAUUGUCAACAAGAGCAGCUCCCAGGACCGCCUCAUAGAGGAGCUGCAGGGGAAGCUGGGGAUUGGUCGAUUGGCUGACCGCCGGCGUAAGCAGCCUGACGAUUGGCUCACUGAGGGUGUCAUCGUCAUGUCCAAGCCACAGCGUUUCCGUGGUGACGGGGCUGCGAACGAGGUGGACAAGGUUGGCCUGGAUACGAUCAUAACAGGAUCCCACCAUCCCAGAUACUAUUGCACAUUUCUCAUGAAUUUUUACUCUGAAAUUUCACUUCACUUUCCGUUCUUUACCUUUUCCUUUUCUCUGGUUGUCCCUGUCUGUCUUCUUCUUCUUCUCCUCAGAUCAUUAUUCCCCCAGAGUCACCUAUAACUCAGAGGGUCAUUUCCCCACCCCA
Molecule: messenger RNA, 2697 nt
Organism: Coregonus clupeaformis (lake whitefish)
Lineage: Eukaryota; Metazoa; Chordata; Actinopteri; Salmoniformes; Salmonidae
Product: paxillin
Exons: 8
Coding region: 197-2386 (729 amino acids)
Biological process (GO): transforming growth factor beta receptor signaling pathway; endothelial cell migration; substrate adhesion-dependent cell spreading
Source: RefSeq, a predicted model, not a curated record